CUAUUUCGAAGGAUUUAGCAAUGAAUGGUGGUAUGUAUUCGUCGACUGUAAAACUCAAUGUUGGCGGUCAUUACUUCACAACAAGUCUUCAAACACUGACCAAAGAUCCAGACUCAAUGCUUGCCGCCAUGUUUUCGGGAAAGUUUGAAAUGAGACCUUCUGAGGACGGCGCCUUCUUUAUCGACCGGGAUGGAACUCACUUUCGAUUUAUACUCAAUUACCUACGAACUGGGAAAUUGACUUUGCCGGAUGAAGAAAAAAUUCUGAGGGAAAUCGAAGAAGAGGCUGAUUUCUACCAGAUAACAGGAAUUAUUAACGAGUUAAAAGAGCCAAGUUUUUUUGGAUCUUCACUUCAAGCAAACAACAAAUCUCCUGAACCAUUUCAGGAAUCCAAGAUUUUAACUUCUAUUGAGCAUUGCCGGGUGCUUCAAGCCUGGUUGCCUUCUUUGCGUAGGACCUGGGUCCUUCUGUACCGAGCUUCUCGCGAUGGCUCUUCGGCCGAAAGCUUUCAUUCCAAAUGUGACAACAAAGGACCCACUGUCACCAUUGUAAACAGCGUGAACAAUAUUUUCGGUGGAUUCACAGACAUGCCAUGGAUGAGUGUUACUUUUCUAGGUCGCGUCACGUGGGUCACACAAUCAAAAGCAUUCCUAUUCAGCAUGGUUAAUCCUCAUGGCCUGGGACCUACUAAAAUGCCGAUAAACAAAAUUCAUCUGAAAGGUUUUUACUGUGAUAGCAGCCUGGGACCCAAAUUUGGAGGACAGCGCGACCUGGAAAUCAUAUCAAGGGACGGAGAAGGAAAUAUAUCAGGUUUUAGCCAUCUCGGCCGAUCGUUUGACACUCCUCCAGGCCAGCAGGCGACAUUCCUAACGGGGAAAAAGAAAUUUAAAGUAACAGAUUACGAAGUGUUUGGAUUGCACGAGUGAAGCCGAUAAUGAUCCCUUAGGCCGUUUUUCUUGCAAGCGAAUUGUGAUUAAGUGUCAUGGAAACUUGCACAAAACGCUGGCAAAGAGGAUUGGUACCAGGGACAUUGAACAUAUGUGUCAAGAAGUGCGAGGGACUGAGGCAGAGAGCAGGAAAUCUUGCGUAAAAAAGGAUUAAAAUUUCCCAGUAAUUUAAACGUCCGAAAAUCAAUGAACAAAUCACUUGACACUGUUUAAAGUCAUUUUUAACUGAGCGUCAAAGGUAAUCCGAGAUUGCAGUGGUUUUGCUUUACUUCGCUCUGUGAUUGGUCCAAAAAAAUUCGCGCCACUCUCUCAACCAAUAAGAUGAAAAACUAAAACAAAUUGGGAAUUGGUCGCUCGCGUUUUCCCGCGCUUUGGGCGGUUUGCUUGGUUUUAGUUGAGUCCUCAUUGGUCCCCUAGGGUAUUUUUCUUUCUUCUGAUUGGUCGUUCUGAUAACUUUGGUUUCGGUUCAAAAACACUCAAUCGAUAAGCGCUCCAUCUAAACUUAAUCAUAACCAUUGCAAUUUCCUGAAAUGGAAUUGGUGCAUAAGCUGCUUUAUUUUUCACUAAUUAUUCUGUACAGUUGUAAUCGCACACUGUAAUCUGACAGUUGGCUGUAAUCGUACUUUAGAAAUUGUCUCUACCAGAGAUAUUUUUCUUCAAUGUAUUAAUUUGUUUUCAUAUAUUUAUAAUUUCUUAUAUUUAACAAGUGG
This is a messenger RNA of Pocillopora damicornis (cauliflower coral), 1657 nucleotides long. Its product is annotated as BTB/POZ domain-containing adapter for CUL3-mediated RhoA degradation protein 3-like. The record is from RefSeq and is a predicted model, not a curated record. NCBI's taxonomy places the organism in Eukaryota, Metazoa, Cnidaria, Anthozoa, Scleractinia, Pocilloporidae. Gene Ontology annotation, molecular function: protein binding. Gene Ontology annotation, biological process: protein homooligomerization.